This is a messenger RNA of Chelonus insularis, 790 nucleotides long. It is a transcript of the gene mRpS21, whose product is annotated as mitochondrial ribosomal protein S21. The coding region runs from base 163 to 426 and encodes 87 amino acids. The transcript is spliced from 2 exons. Lineage: Eukaryota; Metazoa; Arthropoda; Insecta; Hymenoptera; Braconidae. Gene Ontology annotation, molecular function: structural constituent of ribosome. Gene Ontology annotation, cellular component: ribosome. Gene Ontology annotation, biological process: translation. The record is from RefSeq and is a predicted model, not a curated record.
CUAUCGCUAGUUUAAAGAUUAAUUAAAAGUUUUAAAAAUGAACUGCUGAUGGCAGAGAGAUACGGAAUUUGAAUCGAAAACCUAACUUUGCCUCACAUAACCAUAACCUAAAACCAUUGUUUAUUUGUUGAAAAUCGAACUACCAAAAAGAAAUUGAGUAAUAUGCGACACGCGAAAUUUAUUUCAAGAACAGUCCUCGUACAAAAUGGCAACGUAGAUGCUGCAUUUCGUAUUCUCAAUAGGAUAAUGGGUCGGGAAGGAUUCCUUGAUCAAUGGAGAAGGACUAGAUAUUACGAAAAGCCAACACAAGUAAGACGUCGGAUUAAUUAUGAAAGAUGUAAAUCGUUGUAUGAUGAAGACAUGAGCAGAAAGAUUUCUUUUAUAAUGAGAAAGAACCGAGUUGAUCCAUUUCCUGGAUGCUAUUAAUUAUUUGCUAGUAGUGUAUAAAUAUCAUCUAUACUUAUAAGUUUUAAAUCAUUUAAUACAAGUUAAUAUUCAUUAAAUAAUUAUUCAGCUAAAUAAAUAUUGUAUGUAUGUAUUAAAUUUCUCUCUAAUAUUACAAUCGUAUUACAUAGAUUCCUCUUAUUACGAAUUCAUUCAAUUUCAUGGUAAUACUCUAGCAUUAUACCAUUGUUACCAAUGAACCGUAAGAGCAUAUCAUAAAUGCUGUUAACGAUUGAUCCACUCAAAGUGAUGGAAUCAAUAUUAUGUAUGUAUCUAUUUCCUUCAAUGCAAGGGAAUACAUUCAAUUAAAGGAAAUUUUUACUUGAAUAAAUGUCAUCAGACAUUU